Messenger RNA from Peromyscus leucopus (white-footed mouse), 1583 nucleotides. It is a transcript of the gene Thnsl2, whose product is annotated as threonine synthase like 2. The transcript has 9 exons. Gene Ontology annotation, molecular function: pyridoxal phosphate binding. Lineage: Eukaryota; Metazoa; Chordata; Mammalia; Rodentia; Cricetidae. The record is from RefSeq and is a predicted model, not a curated record. The coding region runs from base 120 to 1577 and encodes 485 amino acids. Gene Ontology annotation, biological process: 2-oxobutyrate biosynthetic process; dephosphorylation.
CCCCAACCUUUCGCUCGAACUCUCUCUCGAACCUCGAGCUCCGGGAUAGCAGGGCCGCGCGUGUCGCCCACUGGACCCGGGUAGCCAGGCAGCUCGGCGCCCCCACGGCUUCCCAGAUCAUGUGGUACACUAGCACCCGGGGAAUGGCCCCACGGGUCAACUUUGAGGGAGCCCUCUUCUCUGGCUAUGCACCCGAUGGGGGUCUCUAUGUGCCAGAGGAGUUCCCACAGCUGGACAGAGAGACCCUGCGCCACUGGAGCACGCUUUCCUAUCGCAGCCUGCUGAAGGAGCUGUGUGCCCUCUUCAUUGGCCUGGAGCUCAUCCCAAGACAUGACCUAAAUGAUCUGAUUGACCAAGCCUUCAGCAGAUUCCGCCACAGAGAUGUGGUCCAUCUGCGCAGACUGAGGAAUGGGCUGAAUAUACUGGAGCUGUGGCAUGGGGUCACAUAUGCCUUUAAGGACCUGUCGCUGUCCUGCACCGCUCAGUUCCUGCAGUACUUCCUGCAGAAGAGGAAGAAGCAUGUCACCAUUGUUGUAGGAACUGCUGGGGACACGGGAAGUGCUGCCAUUGAGAGUGUUCAGGGUUCCAAGAAUAUGGACAUCAUCGUUCUGCUGCCCAAAGGCCUUUGCACAAAGAUUCAGGAGCUCCAGAUGACGACGGUGCUGAAGGAGAAUGUCCAUGUGUUUGGAGUGGAAGGGAACAGUGAUGAACUUGAUGAGCCCAUCAAGGCCGUGUUUGCGGAUGUGCCUUUUGUCCAGAAGCACAACCUGAUGAGCUUGAACUCCAUCAACUGGUCUCGGGUCCUGGUGCAGAUGGCACACCACUUCUUCGCUUACUUCCAGUGUGCACCCUCCUUGGACACGCACCCCCUGCCCGCUGUGGAGGUGGUCGUGCCAACAGGGGCCGGGGGUAACCUUGCAGCUGGGUGCAUUGCUCAGAAGAUGGGCCUGCCCAUCCGCCUGGUUGUGGCCGUGAACCGCAAUGACAUCAUCCACAGGACUGUCCAGAAGGGAGACUUCUCUCUGUGUGAGGUUGUCAAGCCAACCCUGGCAUCUGCUAUGGACAUUCAGGUGCCCUACAACAUGGAGAGGAUCUUCUGGCUGCUCUCUGACUCUGACAGCCAGGCGACAAGAGCGCUCAUGGAGCAGUUUGAAAGAACCCAAAGUGUGCGCCUCCCCGAGGAACUACACAGAAAGCUUUCAGAGGCGGUGACAUCUGAGUCAGUGUCUGAUGAGGCCAUCACCCAGACCAUGGGCCGCUGCUGGGAAGAGAACCAGUACCUGCUGUGCCCCCAUUCAGCCACAGCGGUGAACUACCACUACCAGCAGACUGACAGUGGGCAGUCCAGGAGCAUCUCCCGGUGCUGCCUGGCCUCUGCCUCUGCAGUCAAAUUCCCAGAAGCAGUCCAGGCUGCUGGGCUGACUCCCCAGACUCCUGCAGAGAUCCUAGCCCUGGAGCACAAGGAGACCCGCUGCCUCCCCAUGCGGAGAGGAGAUGACUGGAUGCAGAUGCUGCGGGACACAAUUGAGGGCGUGUCCCAGCGCUGGCACGGUGGGGCUGUGAACCCCUCAGAAUAGCCAGGC